Lithohypha guttulata is the source of this 540-nucleotide messenger RNA. RefSeq names its product Aspartate aminotransferase, cytoplasmic. NCBI's taxonomy places the organism in Eukaryota, Fungi, Ascomycota, Eurotiomycetes, Chaetothyriales, Trichomeriaceae. Gene Ontology annotation, biological process: L-aspartate biosynthetic process. Gene Ontology annotation, molecular function: L-aspartate:2-oxoglutarate transaminase activity; pyridoxal phosphate binding. Bases 1 to 540 code for a protein of 179 amino acids. The record is from RefSeq and is a predicted model, not a curated record. Gene Ontology annotation, cellular component: cytosol. The transcript has 2 exons.
AUGACCGCCGAACCAAACUCGAUUGUCAUUCUGCAUGCUUGCGCUCACAACCCAACAGGAUGCGAUCCAACAAAGGAACAGUGGCAGGAGAUAGGUAAUAUUAUGAAGCGACGACAACUCUUCCCAUUCUUCGACGCUGCGUAUCUUGGCUUUAACUCUGGCGACCUGGAUAACGACACGUAUGCAAUCCGUUACUUUGUCAAUGAGCUUGACAUGGAAGCUGCUGUAUCAGUCUCAUUUGCGAAGAAUAUGGGACUUUAUGGAGAACGAGUUGGUUGCACGUUUUUCGUGACUCACGGCUCGGAUGUUGCAGGCAACACAGAGUCUGUACUUGAGCAGCUACAGCGCUCGGAAGUUUCAAAUCCUCCUGCUUAUGGUGCCAAGAUUGCGAGCACGAUUCUGGACGAUGAGGGACUGACAAGUAUGUGGAAGAAAGACCUGGCCACUAUGUGUAGUCGAAUAGAAGGGAUGAGGCAAGCCCUGUACGAUGCGCUCCUCGCCAACAGUCAGUUGAUCCCACGGCAAGCAGCACACAACUAA